UUUUUUUUUUUUAUUGUUUUGGAUCACACUAGCUUAUAGAUAACAGUAAGGCUAACAUAUUGAGACCAAAAGCCACAAAACCAUGCACAAAACUACCAGUUUGAUUUCAUGGGGACUUUAAGAAAACGGAUGAUGGCGUUUUCUUAACCGCUGGAUGUCGCUGUUGGUGCAGAUACGCGUGUGAAUUUCAGCCGAAGAAACUUUAAAAAUGGCGGAGACCUGUACAUGGAAAUCACGUGAAGAAACUGGAAAGGAUGCGUAUAUUGUUAAAUUUUCUAAUGGCCUCGUGAGAAAAGCAAAACAUCUGGACUUCAAGCUCUUCAAACAUAAAGAUAGAGUCAAUCCCAGAAAGAAAAACAGACGGAUUGUGGUUGCAGAAUCAGACAGACUCCCCUAUGUUGGGAGUAACUUUGGGCCUGGGUCGUCGCAAUCUAAUAAUCUGUGCAGGUAUUUUGUGGGAGUUCUGGACAAGAGCACUAUGCAAAUGAAGGUUCACAAUGCUCAGCUGUUCAAUAUGUUGCCUCUUAUACCAGGUGAAUCCACAGGAGAUGACAACACAAAGCAUCCUGAGACAUACAGACAGAAGGUGGAUGCUCUCAUUGAAGCAUUCGGGACGACUAAACAGAAGCGUGCUCUGAGCUCCAGGAGACUGAACGAGGUGGGCAACGAAAUGCUUCAGCAGGCUGUGGCACUGGCUGCCAGCAACGUCAUAGAUCGGAAAGGGAUGGACGCUCUGCGUAAUGAAGUGAAUGAAAGUGAGGCAAAGACAGAGACCCCACUCUUCCUCCCCCUGUGCAACACUGCAGCAGAAAAACCAGAAGAUGUAUACCCCUUCGACCAAUUGUUGUCUCCAAUUGAGUUUGAUGCGCUGAAGGAAGUUGGAAUGAAGAUGGCAGCGCUGACCCCUGAAGACCUGCAGAAGAUGAGAGAUGAGCUUGGUCCUCAGACUGUUCUUGCACAUCUUGAAUCACUUCCCACUGAGGACGCAGCUCGUGACAGACAGUCACGUUGUGCCUGGUACCUGUCCUUCCUCAUCAAAGUCUCACAACAGAAACGUAGUGUAUCCUUCAAAUUUGGUACUGAGAAUGGAUGUCCCAAAAUCCUCAUCAACAAAGUGAUGAAGAAUUUCACAGUGGAGAGUUUCCACGACGGCCGACUCAGGAACACAGUGUCGACGUCCAUGCGUUUGAAACUGGUUUCUCACUGUUUGGCUUUACUGUUGCACAUGGGUGAUCAGACGGCUAACCUCACUCUCUUACACAGAGACAUGGACAUCAGCGAUAACAAAAUGUUGGAGUUGGCCAAGGCCAUGGGACUGACCCUGUCCCGUCAGGCUGUCUCCAAUAGAGAAGGGAUGCAGGAUGAGCACAGGAUGGCCUCUCUGGUGCUUCCUCUGGUGCGUUAUGAUCGACGGGUGGAACGCAAGAAACGCAAGAGGAUGAACUGAGCCAUGGACAUGAGUGUGUUUCUAAGCUGUGUAGGAACUGGCUAUAACUGCAUUUCAUUUAGAAGUUUCACAAAUGUGCUCAAUUUAGCAGUGUUGGAAGAUUGAAUUGGAAAAUAAAAGACUAUUCUGUAAAUGGCAAUGGGAAUUACCCAUGUUAUUAUCCAUAGUUUUACAACAACCUGAUGCAAAAUCGGUCCAUAUUGAGUUUAAUUUGUGUAUACUUGAGAUGAAUGUAAUCACACCUGUAUUGAUUGACUGUUAAUGUCUAGCUUGUGAGCACAAGGAUUGCUUUUCCUGUGGAAAAUGUCUUGGGGUUUUUGAAAUCAAAUCAAUAUCUAUGCAGUAUGCACCUAAAGACAAAAACUACAGACAACAGUCAGUUUUCAAUGAUAGUGAUUAUAUUUAUACUGCACAAUAAGUAUAAAAACCAUACUGUAAAAAUAGGCACAUUUUAGUAGAUACAUAUUGCACUUUACAAAUCAAACCAGCAGUUGGUAUGAAAACAUUACUAAAAUAAUAACAGCCUGCUGUAAAUCUAACAUAAGAUGGCUACCUUUCGAUAAAUAAGGUCUAGUGUUUUCGGAAGAAAAUCCCAUCACAAAAUCCUUUUUUUAAAAUUAUGAGCUAUGUUCGAAAUGGCAUUCUUCCAUACUCUUCCUGUAUAGCAUACUGUACACAGUGGGCAAAGAUUCAGAAUACCUAACCAUCUACCACGUUUCACAAGCAAUGCAAAGGCCAUGUAGUAAACUUUCAUUUCCAGUAUAAUGAAUAAACAGAAAUUACUGUUAAAACACUGUCAUUUGAUCAGACUGCCAAAGCUUAAGGCUUUUUUUCACAAGCUAUGAGGUCAUGUGAUGUUUAAUUGGAUUCAGAAUAAAAUCUACUGUUUUAUGUACAGUACAGGUGAAACUCAAAAAAUUAGAAUAUCGUGCAAAAGUUACGAAUUUGAUGAUUGUUGUACAGCUUGAAAACCUCAAAAUUCAGAAAAUUUUAAUAUGACAAGAAAUCAAUUAAAAAACGGAUUUUAAAUACAGAAAUGUCAGCCCUUUGAAAAGUAUAAUCAUGCAUAUGUAUAUAGUUAUAUAUACCAAAUAUAUUAGUUUCACCUUUUAAUUUGAAUUACUGAAAUACAUUAACUUUUGCAUAAUAUUCUAAUUUUUUGAGGUUAACAGCUUAAUAUAUAGUAAGUUUGGAUUCCAUUCCGAACACAGACA
Molecule: messenger RNA, 2661 nt
Organism: Pimephales promelas (fathead minnow)
Lineage: Eukaryota; Metazoa; Chordata; Actinopteri; Cypriniformes; Leuciscidae
Gene: polr1e
Product: RNA polymerase I subunit E
Biological process (GO): DNA-templated transcription
Molecular function (GO): DNA binding
Source: RefSeq, a predicted model, not a curated record